ACUGGGAAGAGAUGGCAGGAACCAGUGCAGGGGCCCGCUUCUACCGGCAGAUCAAAAGACACCCCGGGCUCAUCCCGAUGAUCGGCUUCAUCUGCUUGGGCAUGGGCAGUGCUGGGCUCUAUCUGCUGCGACUUGCACUGCGUAGCCCGGAUGUCUGCUGGGACAGGAAGAACAAUCCAGAGCCCUGGAACCGCAUGAGUCCCAAUGACCAGUACAAGUUCCUUGCUGUUUCCACUGACUACAAGAAGCUGAAGAAGGACCGGCCGGACUUCUGAGGCAGGGCCCGGGGUUCCAUGUGAAUCGCUUUCCACUCCCUGCCCUAGACCCUAGGGCGUCAGUCUAGCAACACUGCCCAGCUUCUGCUCACACGGCCCGAUUCCCACGCACAGGGGUUAGAGCUCCGCCCCCACCCCCUCCCUUGCUCCCAGCAGAGGAAGAGCCUCUGACCCUCAGCUUGAAUCCCACGGUGGGGGAGGGGAGUCAAGACUGCAGGCAGAAGCUGGGGUUGACCCAAAAGGCCCAGGCCGGCCCCUCUCUCCUCCUACCCCCCACGCCUAACUGGGUGUGGCACAGGCUACGUGUUGAGCGUGCCAGACGUGUGCCAGCAGCAAGCAGGGGCCUGAGUGCCAAGAGACGUGGCAGGCCCCACGUUAGCUCCAGUUCUGAGCCAGGUCUAGGGGGAGCAGCGGCCCAGGC
Messenger RNA from Peromyscus eremicus (cactus mouse), 696 nucleotides. RefSeq names its product NDUFA4 mitochondrial complex associated like 2 (gene Coxfa4l2). The transcript is spliced from 4 exons. Bases 12 to 275 code for a protein of 87 amino acids. NCBI's taxonomy places the organism in Eukaryota, Metazoa, Chordata, Mammalia, Rodentia, Cricetidae. The record is from RefSeq and is a predicted model, not a curated record.